GGGGCUUGAGGGUCACAAGGGCCCUGAACUGUGACGCCCCCACUCAGGGUUGGGGGUGGAAGGAAAAUAAGCAGGCUCUAACUCCGCCCCCGGCUUGGGAUUGGCCAGUCGUGCCCGCACCUAGGCGAGGGGAAGUGAGCUUGGGCUGUAGCUCCGGGGGGUGGGGGGGCGCCCGGUCGACGUCCUCUGGACGUAUUUUCUUCUCCCGGAGUGCCCUCCAACUCUACUGCCAUGGCCUUUCCCUCUACCUUGCGACUGGGCCGAGAGGCAGUGUCGAAGACUAUGCAGCUAAAAGCAUGGGGACUUCGAGAAUUUGCUUCAGCAGUUUUUUUCUCUACAAAAUCAGAAGGCAGUGAAAAAGGAAAACAAAAGAAGUCUAAAAUGCAACAGUCACCACAAAAUGUAGUGGCACCAAAGGAAGGGGUCCCUGCCCCAAGAACUGAAUUUACUAAAAAGUUGUCAUCACCCGAUUCUUAUCCAUCAGCUGUGAAUAAAGCCAAGACCAUAGAUACUAUUAACUCUGAUGACAUCAAGCAACAGACAGCUGAAGAAAUCAGGAAACUUUUGUCAAGAAAGACUGUAGUAGAGUUUCCUCAUCGAGUUUCAAGUUCUUCACUCAAAGCAAAGGAUACUUAUUUAGGAACCAACCAACAGACCCAAAAAGCAGCUAAAGUUGGUUUGUCAUCUGACUCUGAUUCUGAUUCUGAUCUGGAAGAUAGUAUCUCAGAAAUUGUCUUGAAACCUCAGAUGGCUGUCCAAACCAAAGGAGAGUUUCCACAACAGAAAGCUUUUGAGACCAAGAUUCAAAGACCUUUGAAAUUACCUGAGAAGAUCCAGUUCCAGAAGGCACACAUGGACUCCACACAUGUGGAGAAACCUCAUCAGUCAGAGAUGAAAUUGACUGUUGAGCCAUCCGAAGCUCAUAAAGAAACUAAAAUACCCAAAUCAGAAGUAAGAGAAUAUUUUAGAGAGCAAAGUAUUAACGAAGCACACAAGCAGAAUUCUAUGUUUAAGUUGAACAAAAUGACUAAAGACCAAAAGGCAGUAGAAAUUCACAGGGACGUAUCUGACCAAACGGAAGGAGGAUCAUCAACCCAGUUAGAUGUAGAAACAAAACUGUUCAUCGAGAAAGAAGAAAACAGAGAAGGGAAACGGAGAACUAUUGAUUUUACAGCAGAUUAUUUUGAGAACAAAGAUGUUUUGCAGGAACAGGUACCCAUCCUAAAUUUGGAAGCACCUCCUCCUCAGACCAAAGAAGAUAUUUUAGAGGAAAAUGUGCCAGCGAUAAACACAGGCGAAAAGGAAGAAGUAAUUCAAGAGUUGGAAAAUCAAGGCAUCAUACAGGGUAUUGAAAGUGCUGAGUCAGUUGAUAAUUCUACCUAUAAGAACCUCCAACAUCAUAACUACAAUACUUAUACCUUCUUAGAUUUUCACCUGGAUCUUUUGAAAUUUAGGUUGCCUCAACCAUCCUCAGGACGAGAGUCACCUAGACACUGAGAGUGGAAAGUUAAAAGGAAAAUUUCAUGUUUAUCUGUGAUUCAACUUGUGAAUCAUUGUCGCAUUUUCUCCCCCAUAAAUAAAGCCAAUUCAACAGUAA
This is a messenger RNA of Monodelphis domestica (gray short-tailed opossum), 1597 nucleotides long. RefSeq names its product NADH:ubiquinone oxidoreductase subunit V3 (gene NDUFV3). Gene Ontology annotation, cellular component: mitochondrion; respiratory chain complex I. Lineage: Eukaryota; Metazoa; Chordata; Mammalia; Didelphimorphia; Didelphidae. Gene Ontology annotation, biological process: mitochondrial ATP synthesis coupled electron transport. The record is from RefSeq and is a predicted model, not a curated record.